GCAAACAGCCUGCAUAAGAAAGAAGUGUCUUCCAGGCUCCGGUGGGUAAGACCAAAGCUCCUCAAAGUGCAAGCAAGAUUUUAGUUACUGGGGACUCUGCCAACGUGUGCCCAGCUCUGAAGGUUCACCUCUUGCCAACUGGAUCCCAGACUAUGUCGGGCUCCAGGAAUGACCCAGCCACGGCUGCUGCAAAGGCUCCUGCCCUUCAGAAGAGCCAAGAUGAGGGCAUUCAAGCUGGGCCAGGACGAGCCCGGGCCAGGGCUCUCCAGGCCCUUCAGGAGGAACAGGCCAGACUAAAGAUAAGGCUGCAGGAGCUGCGGGUGCUGCAGAGGAAUCUCAGGGACUGCCCCCAAGACAAGGUCCCAUUCCCUGUGCCCGAGUCCCCUCUGGUGUUCCGAGGACACUUUCAGGAGGGCAAGGCAACGGCCAAGUCUGUCGUUUCCCAUGUGCGGAUUUGUUACCCUCUGCCUGGAGGCUCUGCUCUGGUGACCUUUGAUGACCCCAAUGUGGCCAAGCAGGUGCUGCAGCAAAAGGAGCAUCAGAUCAACGUGGAAGGGUUCCGGCUGAGGGUUCAAGUCCAGCCCCUGGAGCUACCCGUGCUGACCAGCAUCCAGGUGUCCAGCCGGAUGAAUGACCAGAGAGUGCUGGUCAGUGGGUUUCCUGCUGAGCUCAAGCUAAGUGAGGAGGAGCUGCUGGACAAGUUGGAGAUCUUCUUUGGCAAGACCAAGAAUGGAGGUGGUGACGUGGAGAUGAGGGAACUGCUGCAAGGGGGUGUCAUGCUGGGCUUUACUGAGGAUGGAGUGGCCCAGCACCUGUGCCAGAUGGGCCAGUUCACAGUGCCACUGGGUAAGCAGCAGUCCUGUCUGACAGUCUCUCCCUAUAUGAGCGGGAAGAUCCAGAAGGCCGAGGUCAGGCCCCAGCCUGUGCCCCAGUCGGUGCUGGUGCUCAACAUUCCCGAUGUCCUGGACAGCCCGGAGCUACAAGACAUCCUGGAGAUCCACUUCCAGAAACCCACCCGUGGAGGCGGGGAGGUGGAAGCUGUGACAGUCGUGCCCCCGGGACAGCGGGGCCUGGCAGUCUUCACUUCGAAGUCAGGCUAGGAGCCCGCCCUACUCAUCAAUCCCACCCCUCUGCCAAGGCUCUUAAACCAGGUUGGGGCUGGAGGCAUGUACAGGAGAAAGUGAUGACGCUGGUCAACGAAGGGAGGUAUUAUGAGCUGUGAAAUGCUGCCCAAGAACAGUAAAAGUGCCCGCCUGGCGUGAUCCUCUUCCUCA
Molecule: messenger RNA, 1274 nt
Organism: Dama dama (fallow deer)
Lineage: Eukaryota; Metazoa; Chordata; Mammalia; Artiodactyla; Cervidae
Gene: IFI35
Product: interferon induced protein 35
Exons: 8
Coding region: 153-1100 (315 amino acids)
Cellular component (GO): nucleus
Source: RefSeq, a predicted model, not a curated record